Messenger RNA from Didymosphaeria variabile, 1101 nucleotides. RefSeq lists its product as uncharacterized. NCBI's taxonomy places the organism in Eukaryota, Fungi, Ascomycota, Dothideomycetes, Pleosporales, Didymosphaeriaceae. The coding region runs from base 1 to 1101 and encodes 366 amino acids. The record is from RefSeq and is a predicted model, not a curated record. The transcript is spliced from 4 exons.
AUGGACUUGAAUCAACCGGUCGCGACUCCGCCUGCAGGACAUGUCUCCAACUUCGACCAUCCUCAGAACGAGGCUGCGCUUGCAUAUACGACGCUCGCGCUUUCGCUCGCGACUGUCACGCUUUUCUGUUGGUUCCGAUUCUUGGUCAAACACUACAUCAUGGGAAAGCUGUAUCUGGAAGACUACUUGAUACCUCCAGCUUGGAUCGCUGCCAUUGUUCAUAUCGCAUGCGGCUUCCAGAUCAAUCAAUUCGCGCCCAUUAUCCACAGCUGGGAUAUGACCAUGCUCACAUUCGGCAAAUACCUCAUGUGGUAUCGCAUAUCGUCCAUUUUCUACAACAUCGCCAUCGUCCUCAUCAAAGUGGCUAUGUUGAUACAGGUCCUCCGGAUCUUCGUUCCACGCGGUUCUCAAUCGAAGACCUACUACGUUGUCCACGGCCUGAUAUGGAUGAACGUGCUGUACUACAGCAUCAUCGUCUUCCUCAUGCUGUUCAACUGCCAGCCCAUCCAGAAAGCUUGGAAGCCGUGGCUCCCAGGGAAAUGCAUGCAGAUCGGCAUCAUCGCUAUGUCUACCGCUGUUGUUAACCUAAUCGGCGACCUAUCAAUUCUCUUCUUGACCCAGAAGGUAAUCUGGAACCUGAUGCGCGUGGAGCGCAGACAGCGGCUGAAGCUCUCCAUCGUUUUCCUCGCCGGCAUCGUCCCCUGCGGCUUCGCCGUAAUGUGUCUCUACUAUAACGACAAGCAAAUGCACUCGACCGACUUCACCCGCGACUCCAUGUACAUGUCCAUCGCCUGCUACGGCGAGAUCGCCUCCGGCAUGUUCGUCCUCUUCCUGCCCGUCGUUCCUAAGUUCUUCACGCACCUCAAGACGGCGUCGUCUUUCUCCCGUCUUUCCACUAAGCGCACGCUCGCGUCGUCGGAUGGCGGAAACAUUGCGAGUAGGGGUGGAGGGGUUGCCAAGAAGAAGAGUCUGUUCCACAUUAGCUAUACGCAGAAGGAGAGCGAUGAAAAGUUGGUGGUUAAUGUGACGAGUACGGUCAGUGUGAGGACUGAGAUGGCGAGUGGGGUGGGAGUCGGGGCGGGAGUGAGCUUGAGAUGGUGA